Molecule: messenger RNA, 7320 nt
Organism: Pelmatolapia mariae (spotted tilapia)
Lineage: Eukaryota; Metazoa; Chordata; Actinopteri; Cichliformes; Cichlidae
Product: discs large homolog 1-like protein
Exons: 20
Coding region: 795-3803 (1002 amino acids)
Biological process (GO): chemical synaptic transmission; establishment or maintenance of epithelial cell apical/basal polarity; postsynaptic neurotransmitter receptor diffusion trapping
Cellular component (GO): basolateral plasma membrane; neuron projection; postsynaptic density membrane
Molecular function (GO): kinase binding
Source: RefSeq, a predicted model, not a curated record
GCUAAUAUCAAUCUAUCAUACCAUGAAUACAAGACAAGAUGAGAGAAGGAAGAUGAUGAGAACUCUUUCAGACCUUUUUUUAAAUUUCUGCUGGAUUUAAAGAAUGAAUAUAAAUCUUAAGAGAAAAGGGAAAUGCAAUAUAGGACUUUUUGGAAUAUACAAAUGUGAUGAAUGCUGAGGGGCCAACACUUUUGAUACAAAACUGGAGUGUGCUGUAGGUGGAUAAUGUGAAUUACUCUGACUGAAGACUGGAGUGGACUAACCACAGGAGUGAGAAAUCUUCCAUUGGAGCACUGUCUACAGAAACAAAGCAGGACUGGAAGGAGUGGUCAACUUGUCCGAGUGGCUUUCCUGUUUCUUUUUGGGACCCAGCUUUUAUUAUCCUACUGCUACCAUACCACUGAGAGAUGGUGAGAGUGUUAAAAAUGGUAAUAAAGGAGGAUGCUUUGCUUUUCACGACUAAUUCACACUCAAAUCCAUAAGGGAAAGGAAACACGAGUAAAGUUGCCUAAAGAGGAGGGAUUACUUUGUGAUUUUUUUAUAUUCCGGUGAGAUUUACUUAUUGACAUAUGAGAAAAAAGGGCUGAAAUACCUACUUUGUACUGGAUGCGGAGAGGGAUUGGUUGUUCUUGAGAGGCAUGACCUACAUUAUUCAGACAGAAGUGAUGGUGAGGAGCUUCUAUCUUUUGUCAUCUCAGUAAAGGAGAGAGUGUGGUAAGCGAGAAAUAAAAAACAAAACAAAACGUAAAGACGACAGAGAGGAUUUCUUUGUGUUUUUAUGAAUCUUUGUCAGUAUGAACACUUAUUUCCACAGCCAUGAGUUUUGUUGUAGCCCUAAAAAGCCCAGCAGUGGCACUACGAAGGGCAAAUCUGGCAAAGGGAAGGCCAAGUCAAGCAAGAGCCACUCUCACUCGAAGCAUAACCAGAAUUUAUUGCAAGUACAGACGCCGAAUAACCAACUGCAAUCUUCGCCUCGACACUCACCAAAGCGCCACCCCCAUUCACCAAAGCCAAAGCAACGGCAUCCGCCAAAACAGCUCACUCCGUCUCCCUCUCCCAGCUACUACCACAUAGCGCCACCAUCUUCCAGUCAUCAGCUAUGCCCGCCAUCACCAACUUGCCAUAUGGCCCCACAGUCCCCAAACAACCUAUUUCAUUCGCCAAGCCACCAUCAGCUUCACCUAUCGCCAGGCCACUAUCACUCCCCCAACGACCACCUGCUUCACCUGUCAGCAAGUCAUCAUCAGCUGCAGCAUCAUUCUCACAACCAGUAUCACCCACCAGCCUCACCCAGUCACAUGCUCUCUUCACAUUCAACUCAUCAAAUCUACCACCAGCAGCAGCAGCUCCACUCCCCCAGUCACCACUCACUGUUCCAGCAGUACCAGCACCACCACCACAACUGCCCUUCUCCUCUUCCUCAUGCCUCCCAGUCGCUUUCUAUCCAUCCUUUUCACUCUCCACAGCUCCCCUUGUAUUCCGGGCUGGGGGGUAAUGGGUGGAGCACACUUCCUACCAACCUCGCCAACAGGGGCUGUAGAGGGAAGUUUCCCAAUCUUAGAGACAGCGUGAAAAAGAGUCCCAUAAAGAGCAAAGACAAAACAGGAGGCAGGCUGUGGCCCAAUGACACGUAUAUCUGGACUGCACACUCAAUGGAGACACCCCCACAUGUGCCACUCAUACACCACUUCCCACGAAUACAAGCCCAUGUACAGGCCAACCCCCCUCCAGUGGUGGUCAACACCGACAGCGUCGACACCCCCCCAUAUGUCAAUGGAACAGAAGCAGACUAUGAGUAUGAGGAAAUCACGUUGGAGCGGGGUAACUCAGGCCUCGGCUUCAGUAUCGCUGGAGGGACCGAUAACCCCCACAUUGGAGAUGACCCCUCGAUCUUCAUCACCAAGAUUAUACCUGGAGGAGCUGCAGCCCAGAAUGGACGACUCAGGGUGAAUGACUGUAUAGUCCGGGUGAAUGAGACGGACGUCAGAGAAGUGACCCACAGCGGCGCCGUGGAAGCUCUAAAGGAGGCAGGUGGUCUGGUCAGACUGUGUAUACGACGCAGGAGGAGCCUCACCGAGAGAAUCCUGGAUAUCAAACUAGUCAAAGGCCCCAAAGGUUUAGGAUUUAGUAUAGCUGGUGGAGUUGGAAACCAACAUGUCCCUGGCGACAACAGCAUCUAUGUGACCAAAGUCAUUGAGGGAGGAGCAGCACACAAAGAUGGACGUCUACAAAUAGGCGACAAGCUUGUUGCUGUAAAUGGCUCCUGUUUGGAGGAGGUAACUCACGAGGAGGCAGUGGCCGCCCUAAAGUCGACUCCUGAUGUCGUGUACCUGCGUGUGGCCAAACACACCUCCCUUUUUAUCAAUGACAACUUCCCUCCGCCCGAUGUCACUAACUCAUAUUCCCCACACCAGGAUAACCACAUCAGCCCCUACAUGAGUGGCAGCCAAUCUGUAAGCCCUGCCCCGCUGACCACCCCCAGAUACUCACCGCUGCCCAGGUCCAUUGCAGGAGACGAUGAUAUCACCCGGGAACCCAGACGGGUGGUGCUGCAGAGGGGAUCUACAGGUCUCGGAUUUAAUAUUGUUGGAGGGGAAGAUGGAGAAGGGAUCUUCAUUUCCUUCAUUCUUGCUGGAGGUCCAGCUGAUCUCUGUGGGGAACUUCGAAAGGGAGACCGCAUCCUGUCGGUGAAUGGGGUGGACCUGUCCAGUGCAACACACGAGCAGGCAGCCGCAGCUCUGAAAAAUGCAGGACAGACCGUCACCAUAGUAGCCCAGUUCAGACCAGACGAGUACAGUCGUUUCGAGGCAAAGAUCCAUGACCUGAGGGAACAGAUGAUGACCAGCAGUGUCAGCUCCAGCUCCACGUCUCUCCGCUCCACACAGAAGCGCACACUUUACGUCAGGGCCUUGUUUGACUAUGAUGGAAGUGCUUCGGAUCUGAGCGCGCCCAAUCAGGCCCUGCCCUUUCAUUUUGGGGAUAUCCUCCACGUGAGCAGUGCCAGCGAAGAGGAGUGGUGGCCCGCCCGUCACCUCAGCCCCCCGCCCCCAAACUGCCCAGAAGUCGGGGUCAUCCCCAGCCGCCGGAGGGCAGAAAAGAAGGAGAGGUCGAGGUUAAAGACAGUCAGAGUGAGCAGGUCUCAGGACAGAUCAGAUCAGGAUGAUAAAGCUGGUCAGGAGGAGAUCCUUCUCACCUACCAACCUGUCAUGCAGCAUGAAGUUAAUUACACACGGCCAGUCAUCGUGCUUGGACCAAUGAAAGAUCGGGUUAACGAUGACCUCAUCUCCGAGUUCCCUGACAAGUUUGGCUCCUGCGUCCCACACACAACACGGCCACGGAGAGACUACGAGGUGGAUGGCAGAGAUUACCACUUCAUGUCCUCCAGAGAGCUCAUGGAGCGAGAGAUUCAGGAGCACAAGUUCAUUGAGGCUGGGCAGUAUAACAACCAUCUGUAUGGAACCAGCAUACAGUCUGUCAAAGAGGUCGCUGACAAGGGCAAACACUGCAUACUGGAUGUAUCAGGGAACGCGAUAAAGCGUCUCCAGAUGGCAGGCCUCCAUCCCAUCGCUAUCCUCAUUAGACCACUCAGUGUCGACAACAUUUUAGAGAUGAAUAAGCGUCUCAGUGAGGAGCAGGCAAGGAAGGCCUACGACAGAGCUGUGAAACUGGAGCAGGAGUUCACAGAGUACUUCACUGCGAUCGUCCAGGGCUCAACUCUAGAGGAAGUGUAUUCGCAGGUGAAGCAGAUAAUCGAGGAGCAGUCUGGUCCUUACAUCUGGGUUCCCACCAAGGAGCGACUCUGAAUAAAUACCCACAUACAACAUACUCACACACACACACACACACACACACACAAACAUCAGCCUCUCUGCACACUUCCUUCUUGUCUAAUUUUCUAUUAUCAGCCUGCUUCCUUGCUCUCUUUUUCUUACGCACGCAGAUCACUACAUGCAUUGACACAUUUACAUAAGCACAUUCAGUGGGACGAGGCUGGGACUAUCUGGGACUGCUGCUUCCUGAAGUGGGAGGAGCUCAUGUCUGUCCAGCAGCCUAUUGGUGGAUCUUCCUACGGCUCAGUUCCUUAAUGUUUAAGGAGGUGGUUUAAAUCAAGGCGACAUGUACCAUUAUCUGAUUUGAUUUCAUUAUUGUUCUUCUUAUUGUUGUUGUCGUUGUUGUUUUCAUAUUAACGAAGGGUAAUGCAUUCAUGUAUGGGUUUGUAAUGAUUAUAUUGUCACCAAGAGGCAGAUUUUUGCACGCUGUAGCUUUAAGAGCAUGUUUUUGGGACAAAAUCUUGAUCUCCUUCCCUCUCUGUCUGUCUGUCUCUCCUCAUAGCAUCACUUCUGUUUACAGUUUCUUAUUCAUGUUGUUUUCUCAAUCCUCAAUCCUUUCAUUCCCUUUCUUCUUUUGACUAUCCACAGACUUUAGAUAUGAGGUGAAAAUCAUUAUAAAAUUUCCAAUACGCCACAGAAUUUUGGCAUCAAAACAAAUACUGUUUAGAGAUGUAGCAAGAAUAUAUUAAUCAUUUAAUCUGUAAGCAAUGUGUGAUAAAAUAAUAAUUAUAUUAAGAAGCGGCAGUUCUCGAUCCAAUAACUAAAGAAGAUUAAAUUCAAAUAAAUAAAGUGCAAAGCCCUCUAUCAGUAGUUUGCUAUUAAAAGGUCAAAAAAAAAACUGCCUCAUAUUGAUGAUGGAGUACGUUUGGAGCUCUGGGCCUGCAUUUAUCACAUUUCUGAGAAAUCUUUUUAAUAUAACUCACAGUUCUCCAUGGUGAGUAGAGACGAGGUCAUAUUUAUCAGGCAGCUCACUGCGAUUUACAGCCAAAGAGAAAACACGAUAGAGCAGCUCAUAAGGCCAUCGAACGAUCAAUAACCAAUCAGAGUCAAGUCAUCUGCACUGUUGCUCGUUACUUUUUACAAAUUCUUAUCUUCAGUAGAAAUGUAUCGUCUAAUUUACAAAAUAUAUAAAUACUUUGUCUGGAAUACAAAGUACAGAUGAAGGGAAAAUGGUAAAAAUCUUUAAAAUGUUAAAACCAGAUACAAAUAACAGAUUAUGGUACAAGCUGUAGUUUGUGUAAACACUCCAAAACAAUAACAUUUAAGUCAGAAUAAAACCAUAAACUGCUCCAGUUUCUUAGGAGAAAUAAAAUAAAACGGAAUUUAGACAUUUUUCUUUUUACUUAAGUUCUAAAAUUGUACUCGACAGCUCGACAAACAGCAGCACAGAUUCGAGAUCGAGUCUGUUUCGUAGAAGCUUUCAUCUCGAAGAGGCUUCUCUGCCUUUUCCUUCCACCUCCGCUUCCUUCUCUCUGUCUCAUGCCUUCGUGUCUCCUCCUCUGCGCAGUGUGACGUUAGUUACGCACGCCAGCAUUAAAAAGUGUAUCUUCUGCUUCAUCAUCACUAUCAUCACGAUCAUAAUCAUCAUCGUUACGGCUUUCCUUCUUACCGUAGUUGCACUAAUGAGGGCUGGUUUCUUAAAAGCAUCUUUACCCUCCCAGUGUUUCCGGUCUGCGCACGUGAUGCAUGACACACUCGCUUUUCUCUCAGCGAUGAUUGAGCUUCUUUGAGACGAAGCUGGUCGACGCGGGUUUUUUUUGGUAAAGGUUAAAAAACACGUCAUACUGUCGUUGAUGAGUAUUUUAGGGGUAUCGAGUGUACUCUUCUGGAGAAACUUGCUGUUUGGAUUAACCAAUUGACUCUAAUCCACUUUUUCCCCCGCUGGAUUUAUAAGUUUAAGCAUUGACCCCCCUUUUAAGUUUAAGCCUUUAUGUGUGACCUCCGUACUGCAUCCAUAAUUAUCCAGCUAAGGGUUAUAUCUUGGAGCCUGUUUUCAUUAUUUCACAAAUGUCUACUUUAUGCAUUGAAGGAUGAAAUGUUUGGCUCAAGGCUGAACUGACUUUUCAUUCAUUUAAAGAGGCCACACAGCAAACCUAACCCUGUAAAGCCUGAGCCAUUCCUUUCCUUCUGACAAAUGAAAAAAGAAAAAAAAAAGAAAUGAAUUAUCAAUACACGAGUUUCAAUUUGUAUAAUUUUUGCUUUAUCUGGCAUUUUUUAGGUUGAUGAUAUUUAAAGAAGUUUAAAAAAACCUCACAACUCAUGUGUUAAAUAUGAUACAGUUGGCGUUAUGGGGUUAAAGCUACUCAGUGGAGUCUGUGACCACAUUAACAGCACAUGUAACCUAACAAUGGCGACUCUGUUGGUCAUGUGAAGCUUGCUUAGUGCAUCUGUUACCUGUAGUAGUCAGAGGCUUUGCUGCUUGUCGCCAAGGCUCAGCUUAACAACACGUGACUAAACUCUACUUCUACUGAAAACUAAAAUGAAAACAACAACAAAAACAAUCAUAGCAGUGUUGUUGAGUAUAUCUGUUUUUUAGCAUUGCAUCUGCUUUAUCGCAAGGGCCAUUUAAUGCAUUCUACUCAGUGGCCUGAAAGGUGCUGUGGAGCAAUAUUAUUUUCACUUUCUUGCAAUCCAGGUUGCACCUGUAAAGUUUGUCGCAUGACUGCAAAAAAUUAUUUACACUCUAUUCGCCUCAUAGAUAUUUUGUUAUUCGGAUUAGAGCGUACAUUCUUGAGAGCCCUUUGCUACGUAAUUGGCUUUGGUGUAAUGUUUCCAGUUUCUCCAGGGAGCAACAUCGCAUGCUGAGGUCAUGAACGACACUCACCGGAAACACGAUGUAACAUAAUCUCUUGUUUUCCAAACGUAACAUUCGAGAUCCCAAGAUGCUUUUGGCGAUGCAGCCCCCACCUGUAUGGACCUUGUCAGCCACCCGCUCCCCAUCUCCAUCCUCCAACCCCGAGGCGACUUCUCCAAGCUGACUGGAGACUGGAGACGUAUAGAAAGACUGUUCUGUCAACAGAGUAGCUUUUUAUUUCAAAUAACAACCAGUUUUUGACCGCAUGUGUUUUAAAAGGCUUUAAAUGUUUCUCCACAGAAUGUUCAGAUAGGCCAAAUCUGUAAUCCUCACUGAUUCAGGUCGAUCAGUACUGUGUUUGUGUGUUGACAGAACUGGGCUGUCUGUAUGACUCUGGCUGUGUGUUUUUAGCCAGGGGACCAUGCCACUGUAUGUUAGAGUAAAGCACCGAUGCAAAGAAUCUAUUACAGAGAUGGAACUAUAUCUAACAUAUAAUAUUUAUCCCUGCUCUAACUGCCUAUUUUGGUACAAAAAACAUAAAUAAAAGUCUUUAUUGAGAUUUACUGAAAUCCUUUUACCUUUAACCGGAGAUGAUUAUUCUUCUUCUUUUCUUUUUUUUGCAUUGUGGAAUGUGUAUGAAUGUGAAUAUUCUCUUAAAACUGUAAUCUAAUAUAAGUUCCUUUACUCUCACCUCUA